Molecule: messenger RNA, 813 nt
Organism: Arachis duranensis
Lineage: Eukaryota; Viridiplantae; Streptophyta; Magnoliopsida; Fabales; Fabaceae
Exons: 2
Coding region: 1-813 (270 amino acids)
Source: RefSeq, a predicted model, not a curated record
AUGGCGAAUAAUGGGGUUCAUCAACCUACACAAGCCAAGCUUCUAGCCCAGAUUGCUGAGCUCCAGGUAGAAGUUCGAAGGAUAGUCGAGCUGUCCACCCAUAACAAUGCCGGGAAGAACGAGAAAGGAAACUCCAAAAGCUCGGCCUUGGGUACAAUCUCCUCCUUCGAGGAGCUGGCGAGGUCUUUCAUUAAUUACUUUGCCGCAUCAAGGAUAUACGUACAUGGAUCAGAUUACCUCAGCACAAUUAGGCAAGGACAACAUGAAAGUCUAAAAGACUACAUGACUCGGUUUGCCGAAGCAACCAUGGAGAUCCCAGACUUAGACCCCGCAGUGCACUUACACGCACUAAAGACCGGUCUCCGACCUGGUAGGUUCCGAGAAACAAUCGCAAUAGCAAAACCAAAGUCGCUAGAAGAAUUCCAAGAAAGAGUCGCGGGCCAAAUGGAGAUCGAAAAACUCCGCGAGGCCCAAAAGGCGGACAAGCAACCAAUCAGAAGAGAAGAGGAGAAGACCUUCAAAUCGUCAAAUAAUAAAGAACAAAAGAAACCCUUCAAGCUCACACCAAAGUUCGAUACCUACACCAAAUUCAACACUAAAAGGGAGGACAUAAUCAAAGAGAUCUUCAACGCCAAAAUAGUGAAACCUUCUGCUCGGGUAGGAAGCUAUCAAGAUCAGCGAUUCGUGGACAGGAGUAAACAUUGUGCUUUCCACCAAAAGUAUGGGCACACAGCGGACGAAUGCGUAAUAGCCAAAGACUUGAUAGAAAUGUUAGCUCAGCAAGGACUCCUAGACAAAUACGUCGAGGGGUGA